CUCUCUCGUUGUCGACGAACCGAAUGCCGAGACCGCAAGCGAUCUUUGUUUCACAUUCGAGAGCAGAGAGAGAGAGAGUGAGAGAAAAGAAAAAACACGGAACUACACAGUACAGUUGUGUUUCUUUGGAGUUUGAUCUAGAAUUUUACCUCACGUUUGACCAAAAUGCCAAAGAGGAAAGCUACAAAGGCCCCUGCUAAUGAUGCGGCUACCAAUGAUGAGGGCGAGACAGCUGCUUCUCCUGCAAAGGCUCAGAAGAAGGUUGCUACCCCCAAACCAGCUGAAAAGAAAGGAAGAGGCAGGCCACCUCUCUCAGCUGAGGAGAAGGCCAAGCGUGCUGAGGCCAAAAAGCAGUCAGCGGGCCGUGGUCGUGGGCGGCCUAAAGGAAGCACAAAGAAAAGCCCUAAAAAAAAGUAGACAUGAAUGCUCUUCAAGAAGGCAGCUUCAGGAAAUCUUUGGUUGAAAUAGACUGAGGGGAGAGCAGUGGGGGAAAGCUGAUAGCGCAUGUUGGGCAGAUGGUCAUUGUCAAGUUCUCCCACAUUGGUCGGAGAGAGUCAGGUCGGAGAAGGAGAAGCUGUGUGCUGAAUGAACGUCUGAGAGAAACUAUAUAUUUUGUUUUGACGUGUUGUCAUAAAUUGUACUCGAUGUCUCUGGGUGUGACAAUGGGUUGUCCUCUCCCCUAGGUUUUUGUUUUUCAAAAUGAAGGAAGGUCUUUUUGAAUGUUGAAGAUCAGCCUGCUGUGUUUUAGGGUGUUUUUGAACUAACCCUUGUGAGUGGUUGCAAUGAAGGUGGAUAUUUUUUCAGUACUUUCUGGACAUUUAUUGUAAUGCGAGUUUCUCUCAGGCAACUUUUUCACCUCUUACCUCAGUAUGUUUCUGAUACGCUGAUAUGUCUGAAGUAGAUAUCAAACGAUGAUGUUUUCAUUUAUAACUCUCUGGAGGUAGAGUACAGUAUUCCUUAUAUCCUUUGGGGGGGCUCCUACUUUAUUUCACUGGAAUUUCUUAUCCUUUACGGCAUUGUUGACCUGAUGUCGAAAUUUUGAAAUAAUUUUUUUUUUGUUACACCAUGCAGUAUUUUUGUAUUCAAAUUUUUAUCUCAGUAUUGUCCCGUACUAGAUCUGGAGUGUUAUUGAAAAAGAUACGGUUGCAGAAAAGUUUAUUUGAUUGAAAAAUGUUUCUGUUUGAGCAACAAUUUCUUAGAGAAUAUACUUUUGUGAUGAGUGUAUUCCUUAAACUAUAACAGUCUGAAGUAAGAAAUGCUUUUAUGAUUAGUUGAUUAGUCAAUGUUGGUUAAUGAACUAGAUAGUAAUGUAAGUAAUAUGAUAAAGUUGUCUACAGUUAUCUGCUUUUACCUACCCUUCAAGUUGAAUGAUUUUUGUUAGUUCUACAAUAAAACAAAGUAUGUUCACAUAUUCUACAUGUUGUUUGGCUGUACAGGUUUCUGGAAAACUAUGUUUUAUAGCAGCUCUGUCCCCUUUUGUGUCAUGGACUGUGUAGAAACCAAAGACUGUUAUGUAGUAGUUGUUUGUAAGCUCUGUAUAUGAGACUAUUUUACAAGAGUAAAAGUGCAAUUUAGUUUCUAUUUCUUAAAUAAAUUUACAAUCUAAUCUAUUAAAGGCAUUGUUUGUUCUGUUUAAAAAAUUGUGUAAAACAGACAGAGCCAUACAAAAAAUCUAUUAUGUAGGCAUAUUUACUGUAGAAAAGUCAAUUUUUUGUUUUGUUUUUAUGUUUAUAACACAGUUGUGAAGUUUUCCUUUUUGUACAAGAUUUUAGUGUUAAUAUUUCUCAUAAAAUUUAGGACUGUCCUGUCAUUAUACUGUUAAGAAUGAGAGGCAUGUAAUGAAAGAAGUGAAAUGAUAAAUGUGAGUUCAAGACUAGAUUUUAGUCUGAAAUGGUUUACACUUUCCUGUUCAACCUGGUCGGAACAUAAUGCAGUGUUAGGAUUGCACCUGGCUGGAAACAGCAGGUAACAAAUUUUCAACCAACUGUUCAGAUGUGUUAAGCCCCAAUUUUUGAAAAAUUUUUUAUUGUAGUUUUUAAAUCUAUGGUAUGUGUUGCAUGUGCACAAGUAUAUUUUGUCAAACUUCAAAUUCUAAAUGUAAAAACAAAAAAAUAAAACAAAAACAUACAUAAAUUAGGUGAUAAAUUUGAUAAAAGAAUAAAUUAAUUUUUUUCCUCCCUCAUAAAAAGCAUUGCUUUCUUGGCUUAGAACAGCUGCAUAGCUUGUCGGCGAAAUGUGAUGCCAGCAUCCAACCAGGCCGGAACUGGUGGGAUGUGACAGCUUCUUUCUCCCACAAUAUUUUCUCAAGAGUAGGCUUAAAUGAGGUAAAGAUUGAUCACUGACGUUUUAGCUGAAGCAUCAUUUUCAUUUCCUGUGAGGAAAUCAUGUAGGUGUGGUUUUGUUACCAGUCACAGUUUCCUGCCAUUUUCCAUUAACUGCAAAAGAAUGUAAACAGCAGAAGCUCGAUAGUUGCUGGAACAAAAAGUUGAGCGAAUAAGCAGCCCCUGCUAAAGAAGAAUGUUUACAGGAAAGGCUUAAACAAGGAGGUGAACUUCUGUGGUUUUUCAGAAGAGUCAUUCUCAAGUUUGAACUUCUAGAAGAUUAGAGAAACGUUCAUCAGUGGGUAAUUUUUGUCUCUGUGAGUUGUGAUGGCGUGUUCUGCCGUUAGAAGUACAGUAUUUCAUGCACAAUUCAUUCAUCUCCAGUAAUUGCCAUCGUUACAUAAAAAUUCUCAUUGUUUUCUUCACCAUGACCUUUCCUCCACUGCUCUGUCUGCGAGUGACCCUGUCAUGCCAAUAUAUUGAUAUUUGUAACGUUUACCAUUGUAAUCCCAUCCUUCGUCAUGUCUUGUUAAUGUUGUUGUUGUCUUUUUUUUUUUUAGGGCACUAGAAUGCCUUUUGAUUUUGAUAUUAUCCAACUCAUUCAUAUCAUUACUGUUCAUUACGAAUAUAAGUUCUCGAAUCUCUUAUUUUGAGUAUUGACCAAGUCAUUUUUGCUGAUCGGAUUUAGUUUUUCUCAGUGCUUCACGUCUUCUGGUUUAUAAAGCAUUGCACAAACAAAUUGAUUUACUUGUUCCGCCAAGCACUAUUUGUACUUUUGUUAUCAGUGUACAUGUAUGAUCCAUUCUCAUCUGAUAGGUUACCUUCUUGUCCCUUGACAAAAGGAGUUCAUGGAGGAAAAGUGCUAUUUCAAACAUGUCUCUCCUGCAUUUUACUUUUGUCACAGAGUAAGCCACUGCCAUAACUUUUGAUGAACGAUUAGUCUUUUUUACUGCAGUUAUAUAUCUUGCUUGGUUGGCGCUGGAUUGUGUCAAUGGGGGUGUAAAAUUUGUCCACACAUUUGUUGAUGCUAGUGAUGUCAUCUGGUUCAGAUUGUUGCUGUAAUAAAUCCAGGAUGUGACUAAAGACUAGUGUAGGUCAUGGUUUACUGCAUUUAUUGAUUUAUUUUCUAAAAUCCUUCUCCUGUUGCGGUUAGAUUCAAAACGUAAUGCUUUAAAGUUCUUUGUAAAGGCUUCAUCAGGCUUUUGAAAUACAUACGCACUUUUGUUGUUAAAGUGUUACUGGGUAGGAGACAUCAGGUUGAAUAUUGAUAUCACUUUGACCGAUGCCAGCAAGACUGUUGUACGUUCCUCUUUGUAGGACAUAAGUUAUGAUAGUCUUAUAGUUCUUGUACAAAAAAGUGGAAUGGUGGUGAACUGAAUGAGUAUACAUUACAGGCUUUAGGGUUAUAUUUCAGAAAAUAAGAAAAAGUAAUUGAUGUCAUUAACGAGACCAUCGGUAAGGAUUUAUGGUUCAAGUUCUUUUGGGUGGUCUUGAACAUAGGUGAGUUUAUGUAUUUUUGCUGUCAUGGUGUUGAGCGUGGGUUUACUGGUUGACACAUCAUUUAAAGCUUUGAAAUAAGUAGAUAGUGAAUGAACUUCCAGAAUAUAUGCAUGGACGUUAUUUGUUUUUCUCUUAUUCUCAUGUGUGCUGUUUCUGAACAAGUCAAAACCUUCUGUUGACAUAGUAUAUGUGUACGAGUUGCGUGUGUUUUUUAGUUCUUGAUGCUAAACAAAAUCAAAGACUGUCACCUGUCAUGCUGUGUCAUUGUGUGUGUAUUCAUUAUGUCCUUUAGUUUUAAAAUCAAAUAAAGAUGUUCAAACGUAGAA
Molecule: messenger RNA, 4147 nt
Organism: Aplysia californica (California sea hare)
Lineage: Eukaryota; Metazoa; Mollusca; Gastropoda; Aplysiida; Aplysiidae
Product: coiled-coil domain-containing protein 71
Exons: 7
Coding region: 166-417 (83 amino acids)
Molecular function (GO): DNA binding
Source: RefSeq, a predicted model, not a curated record